AUGGCUGCAGCCAUGAAGUCGGUGACCGAGCAAAGUGCGCCCACGGAGCUUUCCAACGAGGAACGCAACCUGCUCUCCGUCGCCUACAAGAAUGUGGUUGGAGCGCGCCGCUCCUCCUGGCGCGUUAUCUCCAGCAUCGAGCAGAAGACUGAGGGUAAUGAUAAAAAGCAGCAGAUGGCCAAAGAAUACAGGGAGAAGAUCGAGUCGGAGCUGAAGGAAAUCUGCCAUGAUGUGCUUAACCUACUGGACUCAUACCUUAUUAAAAACGCAUCUUCUGCAGAAAGCAAGGUCUUCUACCUGAAAAUGAAGGGAGACUACUUUAGAUACCUGUCAGAGGUUGCAUCUGGGGAUGAUAAGAAGGAGACAGUUGCAAAUUCUCAAGAUGCAUACCAACAAGCCUUUGACAUCAGCAAGGCGGAAAUGCAGCCUACACAUCCCAUUAGGCUUGGUUUGGCCCUCAACUUCUCUGUCUUCUAUUAUGAAAUCCUCAGCAGCCCAGACAAGGCUUGCAACCUGGCUAAGACGGCAUUUGAUGAAGCCAUCGCUGAGCUUGACACUUUGAAUGAGGAUUCCUACAAAGACAGCACCCUGAUCAUGCAACUACUAAGGGAUAACCUGACCCUGUGGACAUCAGAAAACCAGGCAGAUGAGCAAGAGACAGGAGAUGGGGAAAACUAA
Molecule: messenger RNA, 678 nt
Organism: Knipowitschia caucasica
Lineage: Eukaryota; Metazoa; Chordata; Actinopteri; Gobiiformes; Gobiidae
Source: the annotation of a GenBank genome assembly